AAGCUAGGGUUGUGAUAUAAUUGUAAUAAAGCAUGAAUAAUUGCACAUUUAUCACGAAAUCGUGCAUGAGAUAAUUUCUCAUGGACCAAUCAGAUACAUCGUUACAUUGCCUCGCACCAAAACACAAACUACGCCAUUUGUAUUUCAUGCGGGUAGACUGAGAACCAACAAAAUGCUGUACCUGGAAGAUUACUUGGAGAUGAUCGAAAAUCUGCCCAUGGAAAUGCGAGAGAGGCUAACUGAAAUGCGUGAAAUGGAUUUAGAAGUUCAAAAUGCCCUUGACAGUCUGGAAGAAAGGGUCAAGACUUUUUUCACCAAAUGUGUUACACCAAAUGUGAAGCCUGAAUGGAAAGAAGAACAAUUUCAGAAAAUAAAACAGGAUUACUAUAAGGCCAAAGAAGAUGCAGAUGAAAAAGUGCAGUUGGCUAAUCAUAUAUACGACUUGGUUGAUAGGCAUUUACGAAAGCUUGAUCAAGAGCUGUCCAAAUUCAAGAUGGAACUAGAAGCAGAUAAUGCAGGAAUCACAGAAGUAUUAGAAAAGCGAUCUCUUGAGUUGGACAAGCCUCAGCCUCCUAUCAGUAAUCCACACAAGGCAGAAAAGAGACGACUACCUCAGACCUCUUCUCUGGUGACCAACCAUGCCCCAGAGAAACGGCCAACCACCGAAGUGCUUUCAAAACUAGCAACAGAGGCAGCCAAGGAAGUGAUUCGCCGGUCAGACUCUGCCGGGAACUCCCCUGCCAUGGCCAUGUUCAACUCCAGUGCAAGCUCAUCCCCAAUUGCAUAUAACUUAGGUCAUAUUGGUGCUGGAAGCAAUGCGGCCAUAGCUGCUGCCGCGUCUCAGGCCAUCGCCGCCACACAACAGGUGAGAAUGCAGCAAGGUCGGAGGACCUCCAGUAUGAAAGCCAGCUAUGACCUUAUGGGUCGCCCAAUUCCUGUGGUUGCCAAAGAUUUGUCCUUGAGCUUUCCUGCACAGACAUCUGCUCCAACCACUCCAGACUCAACACCCAGAUCCUCCAGAACAAAGAAACCCACAACAAAAGCUGCCGCCCUUGCCCAACAGCACACCACCCAGCCUGCCCCUCCGGCAGCAGUGGCUGCACCCAUACCACCCCCGGUGCCUCCUGUGGCACCACCCCCUGCCGUGGUCCCAGAACCUGUGGAAGACUACAAUAGUGACCUCCAGGUGGAUGACUGGAGCAGUGAUCCCAAUGAGCCACGCUACUGUCUGUGCAACCAGGUGUCGUACGGAGACAUGGUGGGCUGUGAUAAUGAUGAUUGUCCUAUCGAGUGGUUCCACUAUGGCUGUGUGGGUCUGACACAAGCACCAAAAGGCAAGUGGUACUGCCCGCAGUGUACAGCCGCCAUGAAGAGGCGGGGCAGGAGGUGACAGCCUCACAGCCAGGAGAGAAUGUGGACUUUUGUGUUGUGUGGAUAUCCUGACUGGAUAAAAGUGGCUGUAUGUGUGAUGAUGUUGUUGUGCCUCUGUGGACAGUGUACAGAGCAGUGUCUACUCGAGAACUAAGUAUAAUAGAGACGUGUCUGCUUGGGAACCAAGUGUAACAGUGGCGACUGCUUGAGAACUGACAGAGAUGCAUCUACUCUGGAACUAACAGAGCUGCGUCUACUUGGGAACUAACGGAAUGGCAUCUACUCUGGAACUAACGGAAUGGUGUCUACUUGGGAACUAACGGAAUGGCGUCUACUUGGGAACUAAUGGAGUUGCAUCUACUUGGGAACUAAUGGAGUUGCAUCUACUUGGGAACUAACGGAAUGGCGUCUACUUGGGAAUUAACGGAGCAGCGUCUGCUUGGGAACUAAUGGAGUGGCUUCUACUCAGGAACUAGUGUGGCUGUAUGUGUACUUGUGCUGUUGAAGGUCCUCUGAAGACUGUCUCUACUUUGGAACUGGAACUAGCUUCCAUUUAGUGAGUGAUGUUUGUGGAUGAUGGAUGUGGGAGUUUCUUCAGUGGAUAAUGUGAUGGUGUUCUUCAUACAAGGAUGCUUGGAUGUCCGAAAUGGACAAAUACGAUGAUUAUGUGUAAAAAUCUUUUUCAGAAUGUAACAUCAUUGUGAUCCCACCGACAAUUUUGUAUCACAUUUCUCUGCUUGUCAUUCUGUCGUGUUACCCCAUGUAAUUUGUUACAGCUGUUUGUUACCGACUUUGUCAACAUUCAAUAUCCUGGUAUUACUCUUUCAACACAUGUCCUGCAUCUGCUUACUGAAAGAUGAACAUGUCCUGGUUCCAGUUACAAAUACAUUUCCAAUCUAAUACUAACCAGUAACUGGCUGUAUUUUUUUCAGAUUAGUCUAUCAAGCCCAAGACUGUUCAAAAACCUUCCUUCACCGUUCUUAUGGUUCCUUAUUUGUCAGCACCAUACCCAUGCACUUGGGUUUCAUCAAAUUAGUAAAAAACCUUUACCAGCACAGAUUCGGGUUUUCCUUCCACAUGUUGACACAAUGCUGCAUUACACCCAGGUCACUCACUGACUCACUCCAAACUUUUUCACACCAAAUAGCUCACACUGACACUGGUUUACAAGUCAGAGAAUUUAAUAGAUUUGUUUUCUGGAUAGUAGUUAAGGGAACUUAAUGCAACCCCAACAAUGGCAGUCUUAUGUUUCACUUCAUGCAAUAUAUCCUGAUUCAUCUCUCGUCUUCUGUUACCAUUGUUACAGUAUGCUGCCUCAUGGUUGCUGAUAAAGUAUGUGUCUUGAUAAUUAUGAUACUGGUACUGAUGGCAUGGCAGUGUCCUGAAGAAACUUUGGAUUAAGAAUCAGGAUUGAAACUUGACCUUGAUAAACCAAGCCAUGACUAUGAAUGACAACUCAAUUUGUUCACAAAAUAUGCUUUUUCAAUCCAAUCCGGAUGGCCUAGAAUAGUAAUAGUAAAUACAUGUACAGUCGGAUUCCCUUGGUGUUUAAAACAUGUAACCACAGCAUGAGAAAGAGAAUGAGUUGGCUGGGAAAACCAUGUGUUCAGCGUGUGUAGGUCAAUCAGCAUGAAAAGCAUGAUAACCCAGAUUGUUGAGAGGUGACCAUGGUGAUGCUAGGUGUGUUGGGGUGAAUAGUUUUUUAGAAGCUGGAAACCUUUGUUUUGGCACGUUUCCACUUGGGAUCGAAAGAAUAAUGAGAAAUUCAUAGUGUGAAAUAGGAUAUAUAUUAUAAAUAUACAAUUUAUUGUAACAUUUACAAUUAAUCAUUCAAGCAUCCUGAUGUAUUGCAAGAUUUGCAAUACCUGGAUAUUUCCAGACAAUUGAUUUAACAUGAUUUAACCUCCAAACAAAACAUCAAACAUGAUACUUGGAACCAGGACAUGUAUGUAGGCUUAAGAGUUGCGUGCCCAGAGGCGUCUGUGUGAUUGGUGUUUGAAUGUCUCGUGUUGUGCAGUUGCGUGUGUAGCAAGUGAACAAGAAGCGAACAAGUGUGCAAAUGGUUGUUUAAUGCUGGACACUUCUAUGAAGUGGGCCACGCAUGUUACUGUUGUGACAUGUUUACUCUAGGAACAUAAUACAGAUAUUUAUUCUUUCCAUUAGAAGCAUCAACAAUGUUCAUCAGGAACAUCGUGGGGGAAGUUGGUGAGAGGUACUACCCACUGUUGUCAGGACACUAUGUAGUGCUUCCAUUUGGAAAGUCAACUUUCGCUGCAACUUGUGAUAACAAUAAACUACUUUCUAUUUCA
Haliotis rufescens (red abalone) is the source of this 3680-nucleotide messenger RNA. RefSeq names its product inhibitor of growth protein 3-like. The transcript has 11 exons. The coding region runs from base 173 to 1390 and encodes 405 amino acids. Lineage: Eukaryota; Metazoa; Mollusca; Gastropoda; Lepetellida; Haliotidae. Gene Ontology annotation, cellular component: NuA4 histone acetyltransferase complex. The record is from RefSeq and is a predicted model, not a curated record. Gene Ontology annotation, biological process: regulation of DNA-templated transcription.